AUGUCUAAUGAAGAGGCCAGAAAUGUCUGCUUUAAUUCAGAGUUGAUUGAGAAUCUUCAAGUGGGCCAUAACAAUAUUCUUAAUAAAUACGGCAGUAGCUGUAUGUUACAUACAAACCACUGCACAGCAUGUGAAUCUGUUGCUUUACAUCGAUCUGUAAGUCUUCUGGAUUUUAAUAUGAAGCGUGUACAAGAACACAUGGCGACUGGUAUGGUGGAACAUAGAAUUAAUCAUUCAAAUGUAAUGGAGAGUUUAAAUAGAUUAUCCUUAACAAUAGAAUAUAUGAAUCAAAGACUACUCCGGUUGGAGUCGCGCCAAGAAGAUUACGACGAAGUCCAUGCAGUAAAAAAGAACAAAGGUGGUAAAUUUAAGCGUUUUUUAAAGAAACUUUUAAAACGUAAGUCUAAAGCCGAUGAUUUUUACUUUGAUGUAAUUUCAGAAGUUGAGUCACCCUAUGACACGAUUAGCGUUUCGUUUGGUAACUUUGAAAUUGAAGAUCAGCAAUCAUUAAACGAGGGAGCGUCACUUGAACAUCAACCAUUCAGAGGGGAAUCUUCCGAAGACCAGCAAUCAUUUAGAGGGGAAUCUUCCGAAGAUCAGCAAUCAUUUAGAGGGGAAUCUUCCGAAGACCAGCAAUCAUUUAGAGGGGAAUCUUCCGAAGACCAGCAAUCAUUUAGAGGGGAAUCUUCCCAAGACCAGCGACAAUUCAGAGGACAAUCUUCACAAGACCAGCGACCAUUCAGAGGGCAAUCUUCCCAUGACCAGCAACCAUUCAGAGGGCAAUCUUCCCAUGACCAGCGACCAUUAAGAAGGGUAUUAAGUGAAGGAGUGUACAAUAACUUGAGCUCAAUUCAAACUGACACGAGCGACUAUCGCAGAAUUGAUACUCAGAUAUAUCAAACUGACCCAGAUGAAAUCUACGAAAACACUAAUGCAGUCACUGUAUCACCUUCAGAAUCACUGUAUUGCACAGUUCCACCAAUUGCGAGUGUUAACCUAGAACAAAGAACGCACCAAUCAUUUAAAUCAAAUCAAAAUUGGUAUGGAUCAAGCGAAUGGGGUGUACUAUACUGA
Lottia gigantea (owl limpet) is the source of this 1074-nucleotide messenger RNA. RefSeq lists its product as hypothetical. Lineage: Eukaryota; Metazoa; Mollusca; Gastropoda; Lottiidae. The record is from RefSeq and is a predicted model, not a curated record. The transcript is spliced from 3 exons. The coding region runs from base 1 to 1074 and encodes 357 amino acids.